Molecule: messenger RNA, 1350 nt
Organism: Saccostrea echinata
Lineage: Eukaryota; Metazoa; Mollusca; Bivalvia; Ostreida; Ostreidae
Product: THUMP domain-containing protein 1-like
Exons: 3
Coding region: 118-1245 (375 amino acids)
Biological process (GO): tRNA modification
Molecular function (GO): RNA binding
Source: RefSeq, a predicted model, not a curated record
CGCCCAUGUAUGAUCAUGGGAUCGGAGAGAAGUAACUUUAGUGAGCUUAAGUCACGGUGCUUCUAUGUUUAAUAUAAAAGGGAACUAUAUAUCUAGAAGUGGUUAAACAUUGCAAGAAUGAGUGAGAAAAAGGGAAAGAAACGACCAAAAUCAUACUACAUAAAAUGUGCCAACAAAAAGCCAAAGAGAGAGGUGUGGAAACUGGAGGCUGGCAUGAAAGGUUUCCUUAUCACAUGUAAUAACAACGAGAAAGCUGCUGUCAGAGAGGCCUACAAUAUUCUUAAUGAAUAUGCUGACAAACUUUACGGCCCAGAGAAGGAGAUAACAGACAUGAGGAAUGAGGAAGACUCAUCAGAAGAAGAUGUAGAAGAGGAAGACAUAGAGAAAGCCAUGAUGAAAGAAGUAAAUGAAAUCAAAGAGAAAAAGCUUACACAGAGAAGAUUCCAAAACACCAACACAAAAGCCAAGAACUGCAUCUUCAUCAGGACCACCUUGUCAGACCCUAGUCAGCUGGCUCACUCCAUAUUGUCCGAUCUGUCAGAAACAAAGGUCCAGAAAUCUAGGUACGCAAUCCGUCUUCUUCCCAUAUCUGGAAGUUGCAGAGCAGAAGAAGCUGAUGUUAAAAAACUUGGGAAAGAAUUGUUUACUCCAAUCUUUGAGACUCCGUAUGGAAAGGGAUAUUCUUUUAGUAUAACUGUGAAAGUCAGAAACAAUAAUGGCCUUGGGCGGGAUUCAGUCAUUCCCGCCUUGGCUGGUAUCGUUAAGGAACUAAAUCCACUGCACCGAGUCAGUCAUGACCACCCAGAUUUUGUUAUCCUGGUUGAAGUCAUUCAGUCUGUGUGUUGUAUAGGCAUCGUUAAAGACUUCUUCAAAUUCAGGAAGUACAAUUUGCAGGAAAUAGUGAAGAAAAGUGUUGAAAGCAAAGAGAAUUCAGAAGAUUUAAGCAAGGAUGAAAAUGUAGAUGGUGUAGAUGAUAAAGGUGACAAUAAUCAGGCUACAGAGCAAAAUAAAACUCAAGUUUGUGAAGAAAAUACAAAAGAAGAGCAAGAAACUGUUGAUACACAAUGCAGUGGGAUAAAGGAGACUGAAGCAGAAGAUCCAUCAGUUAUAGAGUGUGUAAAUGAGAAAUCCUCAGAUACAAACUGUAAAAGUACUGAGAUCUUAAUUGAAGUGGAUAAAACAAAUGCAGCAACAAAAACUGAAGAUGCUUCUGUUAAUGUUGAACCAAUUCAUGAAUCUGACUAGAAUUCAUCUGCAAGUAAACUUAGAUAAAUGUUGAUACAUGUUAGAGUACUUAUUUAUAAUGAAAUAUUUAUAUUGUUAACAUCUGGAUAAAAUUAUUAAAAACUG